Molecule: messenger RNA, 1906 nt
Organism: Bactrocera neohumeralis
Lineage: Eukaryota; Metazoa; Arthropoda; Insecta; Diptera; Tephritidae
Product: adenosylhomocysteinase-like 1
Exons: 10
Coding region: 220-1731 (503 amino acids)
Biological process (GO): L-methionine cycle
Cellular component (GO): cytosol
Source: RefSeq, a predicted model, not a curated record
GUUGAAGUCAGUUAGAAACGUACAUCAGUCGCGAGUGCACGUCGAAUGUAUUACUCACUUUAAUCAAAACAAAGCGCUUUUCGUCUUACUGUCAUACCCUACUUGAUGUCAACAAUCCCAUUUCGUGGCUUUAAUUAAAAUAACUACGGUGUGAACAGAAAUUUAUGCAAGCUUAAAAAAAACUUUCUUUACUGCAAACAAAUUGAGGGAACUUUAAAUAUGAAUAUUUCAAAAAUGGCUUUAGAAACACCAAAAUCGGAUUUAGAUUUCGGUGAUAAGCAAGAAGCUAAGCAACCGAUUGCUUUGAAGAUGGCCAGUAUGACCAGAAGACGUUCCUCAGCAGCAUCUACAUGUUCAUAUAGCUCAGCAUGCUAUACUGGUAGCUCAGAUGAAGAUAAUGUGUCCCCUCGCGAAAAUAGGCAGCGGAACAGCGCAGGUAGCUCAGAUUUUUGUGUUAAAAAUAUAAAGGCACAACAAGCUUUCGGAAGGAGAGAAAUCGAAAUAGCAGAAAAAGAAAUGCCGGGAAUAUUGGCAUUGCGAAAGCGCGCCUCAGAGGAUAAGCCCCUUAAAAAUGCACAGAUUGUAGGUUGCACACAUAUAAAUGCCCAAACAGCUGUGCUUAUUGAAACAUUAGUAGAGUUGGGAGCUUCGGUUCGCUGGGCAGCGUGUAACAUAUACUCUACACAGAAUGCGGUAGCUGCAGCUCUUGCUGAAGUUGGUAUUCCCAUAUUUGCAUGGCGUGGUGAGACUGAAGAAGACUUCUGGUGGUGCCUUGACAAAUGUGUCAAUUUUGAAAAUUGGCAUCCAAAUAUGAUAUUGGAUGAUGGUGGCGAUGCCACUCAUUUAAUGUGGAAGAAAUAUCCAAUUAUUUUCAAGGCGAUUAAGGGCAUUGUCGAAGAGAGUGUGACUGGUGUUCAUAGAUUGUAUCAAUUGGUGAAGACAGGAAAACUAACAGUGCCUGCAAUAAAUGUUAACGAUUCCGUAACAAAAGCAAGGUUCGAUAACUUCUAUAACUCAAAAGAUUCAAUUUUAGACAGCCUGAAGCGAUCAACAGAUAUUAUGUUUGCUGGCAAACAAGUAGUUGUUUGCGGCUAUGGGGAUGUUGGAAAAGGUUGUGCACAAAGUCUUCGAGGACAAGGCUGCAUAGUAUAUGUAACCGAAGUUGAUCCAAUAUGUGCGUUGCAAGCAAGUAUGGAUGGGUUUCGCGUAGUUCGCUUAAAUGAAAUUAUUCGUCAAGUGGACAUUGUUGUUACGGCUACUGGCAACAAGAAUGUGGUUAACCGAGAGCACAUGGAUCGUAUGAAAUCUGGUUGCAUUGUUUGUAAUAUGGGACAUUCUAAUUCCGAGAUCGAUGUGAAUAGUUUGCACUCUGCUGAACUGUCGUGGAUGAGAGUGCGCUCUCAGGUAGACCACGUAAUUUGGCCCGAUGGUCGAACAAUUAUCCUUUUAGCAGAAGGACGUCUUGUUAAUUUGGCUUGUUCGACGGUUCCAUCAUUUGUGGUAUCAGUUACAGCUGCAGCGCAAGCAUUGGCUCUCAUAGAGUUAUUCAAUGCACCGGUUGGUCGUUAUAAAUCUGAUGUCUACCUGUUGCCUAAGAAAAUGGAUGAAUAUGUCGCAAGUUUACAUUUACCCAUACUAGAUGCUCAUUUGACAGAACUUACCGAUGAGCAAGCCAAGUACCUAGGUCUAAAUAAGGCUGGGCCAUUUAAGCCUAACUAUUAUAGAUAUUAAAUAUAAUAAGGCUUUAGUAACAAACUCUUGUUACAUACUAUAUACAUGCACGUAUGUAUAGCUAUGUGAUCAUUAUUGUAUUAUGUGUAUUUUAUAUCUGUAUGAGCCAAAAGCUGAUAUACGUCUGAGUUAUUCUAAUUUGGUUGCAAAAAUAUAACUUCCAUGUUAACAUAGA